Messenger RNA from Vicia villosa (hairy vetch), 951 nucleotides. RefSeq lists its product as uncharacterized. The transcript is spliced from 3 exons. The coding region runs from base 1 to 951 and encodes 316 amino acids. Gene Ontology annotation, biological process: telomere maintenance; DNA repair. The record is from RefSeq and is a predicted model, not a curated record. Lineage: Eukaryota; Viridiplantae; Streptophyta; Magnoliopsida; Fabales; Fabaceae. Gene Ontology annotation, molecular function: DNA helicase activity.
AUGGCAAUUUCAAGUAGAUUGGGUUUUCCAUACCUAUUCAUUACAUUUACUUGCAAUCCAACAUGGCCAGAGAUUAUCCGGGCAUUGUCAGAAACUGGUUUACAACCACACGAUCAACCUGAUAUUAUUACUAAAGUCUUCAAAAUAAAAUUUGACGAACUCAUUGCCGAUAUAACUAAAAAGCAUGUUCUAGGCAAAGUUUUGGCAUGCGCUGUUAAUCGCCCAGCACAUGUUUGGAGAGAAUCAUGGGAGCUGUUAUCUGAUGGUGUCCUACAUGCUCAAAGGAAAUUGAUUGAUAAUGACUAUAGAUUCAUAAAUUUAUUCUUCAAUGUGAAAUACCGGAGAGAUGAACAAAGAGCUAUGUAUAAAAAAAUUAUGGGAGCCGUCUACUCACAAAAUGGUGCAGUCUUCUUCCUACAUGGUUACGGUGGGACUGGUAAGACAUACAUGUGGAGAACACUGGCAACAACAUUAAGGUCCAAACAUGAUAUAUGUCUAACAGUCGCAACCAGUGGUAUAGCCUCAUUAUUGUUACCAGGAGGUAGAACUGCACAUUCAAAAUUUAAGAUACCAGUGCCAACACUAGAUAAUUCUACUUGCAAAAUUGAGUACAAUGAUUAUGUUGGAGACCUUCUUAGACAAACUAAACUAAUUAUCUGGGAUGAGGCUCCAAUGGCACACAAGCAUGCUUUUGAAGCACUUGACAGAACUCUCAGAGAUGUAAUGUCUACAUACAGUAACUCAAAGGAGAUGUUUGGUGGAAAAGUUGUUGUGUUUGGAGGUGAUUUCAGACAGAUUUUACCUGUUGUCCCUCGAGGAAGUCGUUCAGAUAUUGUACAUUUUGCCAUAAAUGCUUCUUACAUAUGGAAUACUGUUCAGGUGUUAACAUUAACCAAAAACAUGCGGCUGCAAUCCGGUCUGACAGAAAAUGAUAAAACCGAAAUUCAAUAG